AUGAAAAGGUGUAGUGAAAGAAAUGAAGAGAUAUUUAAUUUUAAUAAAAAAAAGAAAAAUGAUAAAAAUAAUUCAUCGUUUGAUUUGUUGUAUGAUUGUAAAGAAGGAUAUUCCUUUUGCAAAAAAAACAAUUUCAAUAAUUUAAAUGGAUUAUUAAUUGAAAAAAAUAUAUUUUUAUUUAAUUUUAUUUUAAGUAUAAAAUAUAAUGAAGAAAAAAAGAAAAAAAAAAACAGCAAAAAUGGCAAUGACCAAAAUGGCAAUGAACAAAAUGGCAAUGAACAAAAUGGCAAUGAACAAAAUGGUAAUGAGCAAAAUGACGACAACCAACUAGACUUAUAUUAUUUUUUUCAAAAUCAAAAAAUUUUAAUUAAUCAUGAUAAUUUGGAAAGUACAAAGUUCAAAGAAACAAUUACAGAACAUUUUGAAAAGGAUGAAAAAGUUUCAAAUUCUUAUGACAAAAAAAUAGAAAUAUUUUAUGAAAAAAAAUUUAAAUUUUUAUUAAAAAGUAAUUAUUUUUUUUAUAUAAAAAGAUAUAUCCAUAAUAUUUUAACAAAUGUUGAUAUAUGCACACAUGACAAACCAAAUGAAACAUUUUUUGAAUUUUUUAGUAUAUUUAAAAAUGAUAAAAAAAAAAUAUGGUUUGAAAAUGGAAAUGAAUUAUUAAGCGACAUAUAUUUUGAUGUGUCUGAAGUAUCAGAUGAUAGUGAUUAUAAUUACUUUUAUGAAAAAGCAAAUCAAAUUGUUGAAUUUGAUGAAGAGCAUAUGGAACUAGACAAUGAAGAAGAAUGUGUUGAGACAAAAAUAGAAAAAAGUAAUAGUCUUCCAAAUAAUUUAGAAUAUAAUAAAAAUGAUAAAUUUAAUAAAUUUGAAAAAAGGGUUUCUAUUUUUUCACCUGAUUAUGAAAAAAAAAAAAAAAAAAAUAAGGAAAGACGUUUUGAAAAAUAUAUAUGUCGAUGUUGUUUAAAGCAAAAAAAAGAUAUGCAUAAUUUUUACAAUAAUAAUAAUGAGGAUGGGGAAAAUAUAUUUUAUGCAAAAUUUUCAAACGUAUGUUUAUUACAAAUAUUUAUGUCAAAUUUAACAACAGAUGAACUAAAGUAUUGGGUAAAAAUAAAAGAUUGUAUUGAAAAUAUGUUAGGUAAUAUAAAAUCGAAUAUAUUUUAUAAGGGGAUGUCUAAUUAUGUAGAAUUGCCUUAUAUUGAAAUGCUAGAUCAUAUGGACAACACUUUUAAAUUUAUAAAAAAAAAAAAAAAAUUAAUUAUUUUAAAAAAAAAAAGUAAAAUAAUCAAAUGCUUGUUUGAAAAAACAUAUAAUUCAAUUCGAAUUUCUGUUAAAUAUAAAAUAAUUUCUGGAAAUCAAAAAUUUGACUAUUUUUGCAAAGACGCAAUGCAAAAAUAUCAAAAAAAAAUGAAAAAAAAUAUAUUUACAAAUAAUUCAAGUAAUUUUAAGUCACCCCACGAUAGUAAUAAUGGUGAACUGGGUGAAGUGCAUAAUUAUUUAAAUCCUAUUGUCUUUAAAAAUAAAGUAAAAAAGGAUUAUGAUUUUUCGAUUUUAAUUCAUACUAAACAUAUAGAAAUAUAUGGUUACAUUUAUAUGCGAAAUUAUAUUUUCUUUUUAUUAAUUAUGAUAGAGGUUUACAUGUUUAUUCAUUUUAAUGAAAUAAGUUAUACAUACUCUAGUAAUACUGAAAUAUUUUUAGAUCAAAUUUUAAAAAACCUUUUCACAUAA
This is a messenger RNA of Plasmodium vinckei vinckei, 1725 nucleotides long. Its product is annotated as conserved Plasmodium protein, unknown function. NCBI's taxonomy places the organism in Eukaryota, Apicomplexa, Aconoidasida, Haemosporida, Plasmodiidae. The record is from RefSeq and is a predicted model, not a curated record. Bases 1 to 1725 code for a protein of 574 amino acids. The transcript has a single exon.